This is a messenger RNA of Papilio machaon (common yellow swallowtail), 1390 nucleotides long. RefSeq names its product zinc finger protein 555-like. Bases 58 to 1305 code for a protein of 415 amino acids. The record is from RefSeq and is a predicted model, not a curated record. Gene Ontology annotation, molecular function: DNA-binding transcription activator activity, RNA polymerase II-specific; RNA polymerase II cis-regulatory region sequence-specific DNA binding. Gene Ontology annotation, biological process: regulation of transcription by RNA polymerase II. The transcript has a single exon. Gene Ontology annotation, cellular component: nucleus. NCBI's taxonomy places the organism in Eukaryota, Metazoa, Arthropoda, Insecta, Lepidoptera, Papilionidae.
CAUAAAGUAGAUGGUUAUAAUUGUGAAUAUUGUACGAAAAGUUUUACUUCAUUAAAUAUGUUGAGAAAACAUAAAAGUAACAGACAUUUGACGAAUUGUGAUAUAUGUCAUUUAAAACUACCCACAGCUAUACUAAAAAAGAAACAUAUGGAUGUAGAACAUCCCGAUAAUGGUUCCUUAAAAUGUGACAAUUGUUCAAAAGAAUUUCACACGAAACAAGGACUAAAAAUGCAUAAAAGAAAAUGUAAGGUAGUCGAAGAAUUUUUCGAUAUUAAUGUAAAAAAUGAAAACGAAUCAAUUAUUUUCGAUGAAAGUUACGAUGAUCCAAAAAGACCAAGUGUCAAACAGAUCAGAGAAAAUAUAGUAACAAUUUUAAACAUGUCUACAGCUGUACCUUUUAAUUUCUUUAAAAAUAAAUUCAAUUGCUUCUAUUGUUCCAAAGAUUUCCCCGAUUCUGAUACGAUGCGUGAACAUACUAUAUUAGAACAUCCUGUAUGUGAUGUUACACAGAAAUGUAUAAAAAAAUGUAGAGAAUCUGUAGCUUGCGUUAAAAUAGACAUAUCAACACUUUCAUGUAAAAUAUGUUUUAUAUCUAUUCAGGAAUUAGAUACACUAAUAGAACAUUUAAUAACUACCCACAAUGCUAAUUACGAUAAAUCUAUAACUACCUGCUUACAACCUUAUAAGUUAAUAAAGGAUAAUAUAGCAUGUCCUAUUUGUCCAAAUGAAGUAUUCAGAUUCUUUGGAACUUUAUUAAAACAUAUGAAUAAAAAACAUACAAAUAAUAAUAUAAUAUGCGUUUAUUGCGGUCAAACAUUUAGACGUGAUCAAAAUUUGAGAGUACAUAUUUGGCGACAUCAUAGAGACGGUAGGUUUAAAUGUGACAUUUGUGAUGCUGAUUGUAACAUACCAUCGCGUUUGUAUCAACACAUGGCUAAAGAACACGGUGUUAAAGCGGCAAAAUGUCCCAAAUGUCCGGAAUCUUUUGAGACGCAAUAUUUGAGACAGAAACAUUUAAUUGAGGCACAUAAUUCAGGGCAUAAGUGCAUUUAUUGCAGUAAACUUUUUACUAGAAACUCUUUUAUGAGAGAUCAUGUUAGACGGACACAUUUGAAAGAGAAGAACGUUGAAUGCUCCAUAUGUACUAUGAAGUUUUUUAAUUAUAUAUUAUUAAGGCGACAUAUGAUAAAACAUAGCGGUGAAAAGAAUUUUAACUGUGAUGUGUGCGGUGAACGUUUUUAUUGGAGGAAAAGUUUACUUAACCAUAUGUUGAGGCACAAAAAAAAUUCCACAAUACAAAUUUAAAUGUAAAAUUGUACCAAAUAUACUACAGUUAUUUCAUAGAAUUAGGGAACACUUAUUUGAUUGAAUUAUUCAAACAUUCGUGAGA